UCCGGUUGCGUAAGAAAAACUUCCUGGUCUCUGGUCUCCCAUAUGGAAGCGUGACUUUCAGCCCACUGCUGCACCUGAGCGAAACAACCGAGCAACAUUAGCUUAGAAAAAAUGUUACUCUUAUCGAACAGGAUAAAAUUAUGUUCUCUGGCGUUUACCGCCGCACGUAUGUACAGCAGCGGCCCCGCAGCUGCUAACAACAACCCGACGGUUUACUUUGACAUUGCUGCAGACAACGAACCACUGGGCAGAGUAACCUUUGAGCUCAACGCCGAAGUUGUGCCAAAAACCGCAGAAAACUUCAGGGCGCUGUGCACAGGAGAGCAUGGUUUCGGUUACAAAGGAUCAACUUUCCACAGGGUGAUCCCUCAGUUCAUGUGCCAGGGUGGAGAUUUCACGAACCACAAUGGAACUGGUGGGAAGUCUAUCUAUGGAUGGAAGUUUCCUGAUGAGAACUUCAAGCUCAAGCACACCGGACCUGGAAUCUUGUCCAUGGCCAACGCUGGACCCAACACCAACGGUUCCCAGUUCUUCAUCUGCACCACCAAAACAGAAUGGCUGGAUGGCAGGCAUGUUGUCUUUGGCAGCGUGAAGGAGGGAAUGGACGUGGUCAAGAAAGUGGAGUCUUUCGGUUCACAGUCUGGGCGAACCUCCAGGAGGAUCACUAUCACAGACUGCGGGGAGCUCAAGUAGACUCCAUGCGAGCAGAGAACACAGUCCUAGUCUCAUCUCCUGCUGUAAUGUCAAUGUGAGAGUCAGAGUGAAAGAGGCUCUUUCUUCUGUCACGGCACAGAGUGCUACCUCUCUGCCGACAAUAGAUAAUCUCAGACUCAGGGCGCAGUUUUUCUGUUGGUACUUGAAUUCUUUAACAACUAACGCACUUAGCUGUGUCAUGCUACAAAAUGUGAAGCAGUGUUAUGGAACUUGGGGUUCUGAGAGCUAUUCAUUCAUCAACAUUUGUUUAAAUGAUUUUGGAGAGGGGCAUUUAUUUGCGAAAAAUAAAAGUAAAUUUUCUAAUUA
Lates calcarifer (barramundi perch) is the source of this 1020-nucleotide messenger RNA. RefSeq names its product peptidylprolyl isomerase Fb (gene ppifb). The record is from RefSeq and is a predicted model, not a curated record. Gene Ontology annotation, biological process: protein folding; regulation of mitochondrial membrane permeability involved in programmed necrotic cell death; cellular response to hydrogen peroxide. The transcript is spliced from 6 exons. NCBI's taxonomy places the organism in Eukaryota, Metazoa, Chordata, Actinopteri, Centropomidae. Gene Ontology annotation, cellular component: mitochondrion. Bases 112 to 693 code for a protein of 193 amino acids. Gene Ontology annotation, molecular function: peptidyl-prolyl cis-trans isomerase activity.